This is a messenger RNA of Porites evermanni, 1528 nucleotides long. The record is from the annotation of a GenBank genome assembly. NCBI's taxonomy places the organism in Eukaryota, Metazoa, Cnidaria, Anthozoa, Scleractinia, Poritidae.
AUGCCAGUGCUUGAAGAAAGGUGGCGAGGAGAGGGCCAGAAUUUCACAAGCUGUGAAAAAUUACAAGGUAACUGUUCGUGUAGUUCUAAUAAGGAUGGGACGCCUGUUACAAAAUAAAACUUUGAAAAACCUUAACAUCUCGUUUUUAAUAGUGGGUUAACAUCGUUUAGAAUUUGUGAUGUUCUUGUAGGAGGUGUCCUUGUGGUUAUUAACGUUUAUUUACUAGACUACGAGUAGUCCCCCAUUUUUCUACCCCACGCGAGAAAAGGCGACACGCGGCGGGGAGAGCGUGUCGCCUUUUCUCGCGUGGGGUGAUUUUCACGCGCGCUCGCGUUUCGCUCGCUCUACUAUCCCUGAGGAAAAAUGGGGGACUACUCGUAGUUUAUUUAUUUAAUUACCGUUUUUAGCACUUUUCGAUGGAACUAGUAAGCAGCGGUCUUUAUGACACACAGAACGACUUAGCGGUGGUUAUUCAACCUGCUUUUCAACUGCCUCCGAAAACUAAGGUACGGGAAGCUGCUCUUUUGCUAUUUAAUUAGUUUUCCGUUUUCUGAGUGUUCAUAGAUAACGUUGUCAGAAAAUAACUUAUGAUUGUUGCCCUGAUGUCGCUCAUGUAGUUUAUUGACAUUUCUGGUAGUAAGCGGAGCUUGUUGAGCAUGAUCUUGGGAAAAGGCCGAGGGCUGCUCUUUUGGCUUUGUUUUUCACACAUCUCUAUACCCAACUAAAGAUCCUGUUCACGGAUUAAGACGGACUUUAUAGAACUUUAUCACUCUCGUAGCCAGCGUCUAUGAAAAUGUCUUGGAAUAAAAAAAGCUUUUACGUAAGAAAGGAGUUUAACUCCCACAGGCUCUGUUUGGAAGACCAACAUGGCCGCCGUUUCAUUGUUUUUGAGACACCAAUAUGGCCGCCAUGACGUCAUGUGAAAAAGCUAUAUGGUUCAAGUAUCUUGUACCAGCGCGGGAGCGGGACUUUAAAUACCUUCUUUUUGAUACUCCCCUCCCCCCAAGUAAAGCCCUCUUUAAACCAUAGUCUCUUCUUUAAAAGGGCAUUUAUGUGGCUUCCCACGGGUCCACCAGGGCUCGUUAUCAUCCAGCAAAGCCAGAAGUUUUGAAUCAUUAUCUUUACCUUUUCUUCUUGCAGGAUGGCAAGUUAGUGGAGGAAUUCUUUGGCGUAGACUGUCGGCACUUUUCAGCACAGGGCCAUGCAGCAGCAGCUCUAGCCUUAUGGAGAAACAUGGUAUUGUAUUAUCUAAUAACCACGCCUAUGCUCUUUUCUGUCCAUGCUUUCCUCUUUCUUUACUUUCUUUUAUAGAGAUAGAAGUUCUACAAGUAGGAUUAUUUUAGAAUUUGAUGUCUUAAAAGCGUUAAGUGUGGAAGGGAGUUUACUUAUAGGCUGUGGGGUCAAGCUUCCUCCCGAAACAUGUUUAGAACACGUAACAUGUUCAUGUAUCCAUUGUUUGUAGUUGGAGCCAUUUGGUUCGAAAACAAAAGGCUGGGGAGAUCAAGAAAAUCUCAAGUGUCCCACAAAG